AUGCCUCCUAAACGCCCCAUUGAACAAGAUGAAAAUGCCGAAGCAGUUGACUGGAGUCAAUAUCUAGUCACUCAAUUAAGAGCCGAGCUUGAACGACGUCAACUUCCCAAAACUGGAAAGAAAGCAGACUUAGUAGCACGUCUUCAAGCAUCCGAUGAUGGAAAAUUGAUCACUGAACCCGAUGCUCCCAUUGUUCCCAUCCCCUCUGUUGAAGCUGGCCCUUCUACUACUUCUGAUGCACCGCCCAAGAAAAAGAGAGCUAAGAAGGAAAAGAGUCCAGAUGUUGUGAUUGAAGGUCAACUUGCUUCCGAAGUUAUCAUUUACCAGAAUAUUGAUACACGUACUGGAGAGAGACGUGAGAGAGAAUUUAUUCCAGAGCCUGAUGCCAAGUUUAAGGAUAAGGUUAAGCGGAUUCGAAAGGAGCGGAUGUUUAUGUUAAAUAGACAGAGAGUUGUUGAUGUGAAAGGAAAAGAACGUGAGGAUUUCGAUAUUGCUGGUAGUACUGGUAAUAUUUAUCAAACCAAGAUUGGACGUUCCCCAAGUUGUACUUGUAUGGAUGCAAGAACUCGUGGUCAGAAAUGCAAGCAUAUCAAUUAUGCAUUAAUCAUCAUCUACAAAGCACCAAUGUAUCUCUGCUAUCAACAAGCAUUCUUAUCUCAUGAACUCGAAUACAUCUGGUCCAACGCACCGGUCACACGUGCCCCUGACGGACAUGACCACAACGAGCCUGAGGAUGAAACUAUAUACAAUGGCAAACGCAAACCUAUCGAAGGUGAAUGUCCUAUCUGUGUCUUUGACAUGGAUCCCGCUACUGAAGAGAUCGUCUGGUGUAAAGCAGCUUGUGGUCAAAAUUUUCACAAAGAUUGUUUUGCUCAAUGGAAAGCUAGCAAGCGAGGUGGACCCGUUACUUGUGUUUAUUGUCGUAGUCCAUGGCAAGAAGAUGAUUUUGCUCCUAGACCUGUUCCGGGUAGUUUGGCUGCACUGAAGGAUACUGCACCUAAAGUUGGUAGUUAUAAGAAUAUUGGUCACAUGGCUAUAUAUUCUCAAGCUGCGGCGGAGGAGUAA
Sclerotinia sclerotiorum 1980 UF-70 is the source of this 1065-nucleotide messenger RNA. RefSeq lists its product as hypothetical. Gene Ontology annotation, molecular function: ubiquitin protein ligase activity; zinc ion binding. The transcript is spliced from 3 exons. Lineage: Eukaryota; Fungi; Ascomycota; Leotiomycetes; Helotiales; Sclerotiniaceae. The record is from RefSeq and is a predicted model, not a curated record. The coding region runs from base 1 to 1065 and encodes 354 amino acids.